Electrophorus electricus (electric eel) is the source of this 4282-nucleotide messenger RNA. Its product is annotated as leucine-rich repeat and immunoglobulin-like domain-containing nogo receptor-interacting protein 1. NCBI's taxonomy places the organism in Eukaryota, Metazoa, Chordata, Actinopteri, Gymnotiformes, Gymnotidae. The record is from RefSeq and is a predicted model, not a curated record. Gene Ontology annotation, cellular component: plasma membrane. Gene Ontology annotation, molecular function: protein binding.
GCUAGCAGGCGCGUGAGAAACCUUUCUCUAAUCGAAGGAUACCUGCCACCAAGAACCACUGACGAAACAAUGACUUUGCAGAUAGUACAGACUUUUCGUUUAUAGUAAAUUCCACGGUAUAAACAGAUAAGGACAAAUAAACUAUUUUCUUUUUGAAAUGCACUGUCCAGCGAUGGUCCUGAGAUAGUGUGAACGGUCUCUACUGCACAGGGAGUUGCCAUUGUAUGAGAUGCGUGAGGAUGCUUGCAAGCGGCAGUAGGUAACCGGUAGGAUGGUGGCAGGAGAAGCAAGUGGGCACAGCUACCUGGUGGCGUGCUGGCAGCCCAUCCUCAUUUUAAUGCUGGGCACUGUGUUGUCUGGCUCGACCACAGGGUGCCCGUCUCGCUGUGAGUGCAAUGCCCAGGAACGCUCCGUCAUGUGCCACCGCAAAAAGCUGAUGUCUGUCCCUGAGGGCAUUCCGUCUGAGACCCGAAUGCUGGACCUCAGCAAGAACCGCAUCAAGACCAUCAACCCAGAGGAGUUCUCUGCCUUCCCCAACUUGGAAGAGCUGGAGCUGAACGAAAACACCAUCUCCACCAUUGAGCCUGGAGCCUUUAACAACCUGUAUGGCUUACGGACUCUUGGACUGCGCAGCAACAAGCUGAAGCUCAUCCAGCUGGGUGUGUUCACGGGUCUCAGUAACCUCACCCGGCUGGACAUCAGUGAGAAUAAGAUUGUCAUCCUGCUGGACUACAUGUUCCAGGAUCUGUAUAACCUGCACUCUCUGGAAGUCGGUGAUAAUGACCUGGUGUUCAUAUCCCACCGAGCUUUCCACGGCCUCAACAGCCUGGAACACCUGACCCUAGAGAAGUGCAACCUGACCUCCGUUCCUACGGAGGCUUUCACCCACUUGCACAGCCUCAACACUUUGCGUCUUCGCAACCUAAACAUCAACAGUAUCAGAGAUUAUUCCUUUAAACGCCUGUACCGUCUCAAAGUUCUGGAGAUCGCCAAUUGGCCCUAUCUCGACACCAUGACAACCCACUGCUUAUAUGGGCUGAAUCUUACCUCCCUGACGAUCACCAGCGCAAACCUGACUUCAAUCCCUUAUGUGGCCCUUCGACAUCUGGUUUACUUACGAUUUCUGAAUAUGUCCUACAACCCGAUCUCCAUCAUUGAGGGAAACAAGCUCCAUGACCUGCUCAGACUGCAAGAAUUCCACCUGGUGGGUGGUAGGCUGUCUAUGAUCGAACCAUAUGCUUUCAGAGGUCUUAAUUACCUGAAGAUCUUGAAUGUGUCCGGUAAUGCUCUGACCACUCUGGAGGAAUCCGCAUUCCAUUCAGUUGGAAAUCUGGAGACCCUUGUGCUGUAUGAUAACCCUCUGGCAUGUGACUGCAGGCUUCUCUGGGUGUUCCGCAGACGCUGGAGACUCAACUUCAACCGCCAGCAGCCCACAUGUGCUUCGCCCGAAUUCGUCCAGGGCAAAGAGUUCAAGGACUUCCCUGACAUCUUACAGCCGAAUUAUUUCACAUGUCGUAAGUCAAGGAUCCGGGACCGCAAAGCACAGCAUAAGUAUGUGGAUGAAGGAACUACGGUUAACUUUGUGUGCCAGGCAGAUGGAGAUCCAGCUCCAGUCAUUAUGUGGCUUUCCCCACAGAAACACUUCAUUACCAUGAAAACUAUAGGAAGGCUUACUGUGUUCCCUGAUGGAACUCUAGAGGUGCGGUACGCUCAGAUCCAUGACAACGGGACCUACGUGUGCAUCGCAAGCAAUGCAGGUGGAAACGACACCACUUUGGCUCAUCUCCACGUUCACAGCUACUCCCCUGACUGGCCUAACCAGCCCAACAAAACGUUCGCUUUCAUCUCCAACCAGCCCAGUGAAAGUGGAGCCAAUGAGACGAGAGCCACCGUCCCUUUUCCCUUUGACAUCAAGACCCUUAUAAUUGCCACCACCAUGGGAUUCAUCUCCUUCCUUGGUGUGGUACUGUUCUGUCUGGUAUUGCUGUUUCUGUGGAGCAGGGGUAAAGGUAACACCAAACACAACAUUGAGAUUGAGUAUGUGCCACGGAAAUCAGAUGCAGGGCUAAGCAGUGGUACUGGCGAAGCUCCUCGCAAGUUUAACAUGAAAAUGAUUUAACCGAGCCAGGGACACUGAAAAACAGUGACAAAAAUAUGGACCCCUCUGUGACUGACUUUUGGAUCCUGGGACUUUCUCACAGAGGAAGUGCGUGUUUUAUUCCUCCCUGUCCUAAAAAUGGAUAUGUGGCACAUACAUUCUUUGUUUUUGUUUGAUGUUGAAAGUAAGAGGGGAGAAGUGGCAUUUUUUUCUUGGCCUUCAGGGACCAUUUCUUUGAAAGAGAAUUUUGUUGUAAGACAUUGACGUUACAGUGGAUUUUUAUGGGCAAAAGGAAAUAUAUAAAUGACUCAACCCUUCUCAAUGUUUGUGUCAAUCUCCAAAAUACAAAAGAAAGACCAUCAUCCUCCUUUGAUGUCCUUUUGCCUGCAUUAUAUGUUUUUGUAUAAUUUCUUUUUAAUAUCUAAACUUAAAUAGUUUUAUCAAACAGCAACAGGAGACAUUUCAGGGUUGAUAAGCACAUUAACUAGUGCAAUGUUAUAUCAAAAAUACUGUGUUUUUGCCAUACAUUUGACUUAUCCAUGGCCCCACAUACUCCUUGAAUAUUCUUGAUAACCAAGUAAAACACAGUAAUGCCACAUUAAAUUAAGUGAUAGUACCAUAUAAACAGCACUUUUCAAGACAGAGCCAUUGUGUUGUACUAGGCUUUUGUUGAAAUUGUAGUUACAGUCUCUUUUCUCAUUUUCAUUCUGAAAUUCAGUGCAGAUAAAACCACAAAAAACAAGUGAAAAAACGCAGCCUUUAAUGCUCAUGGUUUGUGUAAACACAGCAAAUGGCUCAAAACACAGUGUAGUGCUUUUUACUUUUUAUUUCAGUGAGUGGUUUCACUGAAGUUCUGGCUAUGGAUACAUCAAACUAAAGCAUUUUCCAGCAUUAUCAUUGUUUGUCUCAUUGCAUUUCUGGAACUGGUCUAAAAAGUAAACCUUUCAUGCUGAUUCUAAAUCAUAAGUUGCUGCAUAUUAUGAUCAGGAAAGAGCUAUUCAAAAGAGCCACAUUGUUCUGUAGUGCUUAUUAUAUUACAGUUCACUAUAACAGCAACUUUGAGAUUUAGAAUCUUAAUAUAUUAACCAGCAAAUAUGUUGGAUGUUUAUGGCUGAUCUUAAUUCCUAAGGGUGUAGAGUCUAUCAAUGCUAUGUUUGAUUUAGAGGUGACAUCAUCUCAGUGUGAUCAGAAUGUGGAAUUGUGAAAAACAGAAUAACUGCAGCUGCAUUGUGUGAUUUGUUAAUGCCAUUAUAUGUUUAUGUAACAAUCAACCAUAGGAUUAAAUGUUUUACAAGUUCUUUAAAAGGUUAAAAUAUGCCUUUGUACACAUUGACUUGUCCUUGUAGCAAUUGUGUUAGUUAAUGCAUAUGUAAAGACAAAUAGGGGGGGGGAAAUGUUAACGUGCUUGACAACCCUGACAUGUUCAAACGCUGCCUUUAAUAAUUCUCAAAAUGGUGAAAAAAUGUUUUUAUUUGAAUAAUGUUCAAAUCUCCCUCUAUCGCUAUCCAAAUAAACAUUCCCAACAAUUUUAAACAAUUUCAUUUCAUCUGACUCGUAAAAAAAGUUCUUUACUAUGUUAAUGUUAAGUCACACAACUGGUUGAAGAGUGUGGUUAAUGAUUGUGGUUGAAGAGUGUGGUUAAAUGACUGUGUGCUUGUGAUUUUACAGGAUGGUAUAUUUGUGUGACAUCUUUACCUUACUGAAGUCCUUUGUUUAUGGGUGCGGGGACAUUGUGGAAUUCGGGUGGAUAAAGAGAGGCCAUUGUAUUAAGGCUAAUGCUGAGUCAAGUGUUAGUGUAUGCACUGAUUGUUCUAUAGUGCUGACAGGGUGUAGGACAUGGGGAAGCCCAGAUGGUUUGCUGACUACCAAACUGCUUUUAGUGUAGCUCCACCCUCAGCCACAGAAGCAAGGCUCUCCUCCUAAUGUUUCCUCCUACACAUUAGUUUUUUAUGUGAAAGCUCCAAACCUGCAAAUAUGCUUCUCCCACAGCCUCUCUCAGUUCCAAGGGGGGGAAAAAAUCAAUUUUCUUAUUUCCAUUCAUGCCAGGACUAUGUCAAAUAACGUACUCCAUGACCUUCUGUUUUACUGGGGGAAAAAAGUUCAAGCACACUGAAAAAUAUGUUUAAUUUGUUCUGUGCAAUAAAAGUAAUAUGCAGAUUCCUUUUUAUAUUAACACAAUUUUCU